Messenger RNA from Oncorhynchus nerka (sockeye salmon), 2380 nucleotides. Its product is annotated as glutamine-rich protein 2-like. Lineage: Eukaryota; Metazoa; Chordata; Actinopteri; Salmoniformes; Salmonidae. The record is from RefSeq and is a predicted model, not a curated record.
AUAGGAAAUCAAGCACUCAGUCCCUGUCCCCACAUCAGUUGUCAUGACCACCAUGACUCCUUUCAGCGUCUCUGCCAAUGCCAAUACUGGAGCUGCUGCCUUCACUCCUGGCACUGUCAGCCAGCAUGGGGGGGCGCUGCCCCAGCAGUCCCUCUCUGAUGCAGCUGCUGCCUUCACUCCUGGCACUGUCACUGCCAGCCAGCAUGGGGGGGCGCUGCCCCAGCAGUCCCUCUCUGAUGCAGCUGUUGCCUUCACUCCUGGCACUGUCACUGCCAGCCAGUAUGGGGGGGCGCUGCCCCAGCAGUCCCUCUCUGAUGGAGCUGCUGCCUUCACUCCUGGCACUGUCACUGCCAGCCAGCAUGGGGGGGUGCUGCCCCAGCAGUCCUUCUCUGAUGGAGCUGCUGCCUUCACUCCUGGCACUGUCACUGCCAGCCAGCAUGGGGGGGCGCCGCCCCAGCAGUCCCUCUCUGAUGGAGCUGCUGCCUUCACUCCUGGCACUGUCACUGCCAGCCAGCAUGGGGGGGUGCUGCCCCAGCAGUCCCUCUCUGAUGGAGCUCUGAUGGUGGGCAGCAAACCCCUGUCUCGUGUGGCCAGCGGGGCAGAGCGUUACCCAGAGACAGUGGAGGCCCUGAGGGACGUGGGCAGGCUCAGGGAGAGACACAACACCCUGGAGACCAGAGUAGAGCUGCUGGAAGCAGGCAAGGCUGACCAGGCCCAGCUCCAGCACCUCCGGGAGCUCCUACCUGACAUGGGGGACAGGGAUGUGCCUGACAAUCUGUUGGAUCAACUGACUCAUCUGAGAGUUCUGGUCGACAGCCUGAUGGGUGACAGAGCCAAGCUGGGAGAACUGGAGCAGCUGAUUCUGAACAUAGGAACAGUUCAGGGCUCAGAGGGAGGCUCAGAAACAGCCAAAGGGUCAGACAGUGAGGACUCCUCUGACUCUCCUAAACAAGGACAGCUCAGACUGCAGAUAUUAUACCUCAGGAAUGCAGUGAAAGUGGAGGAAGAGGUGCUACUGCUGAAGACUGAGAACACAUCAGCCAAGGCUGAGCAGAAGACCAAGAAAGACAGACAGCUACAGGAUCAGAUGGACAACCUGAGAGGCAUGCUGGAGGACAUGAUGCAUGUCCCCUUCCUCCUCGCUGCUCUCCCAGAGCCUGCAGGGAGCUCGGAGCUGAUGAAUGACGUUCGAGCCACCAUGCAGCUGCAGGCUGAGUGUGAGAAGCUCCACGGCACAGCCAACCACCUGAUUGAGGAGCACGGCCAGAAACAGGUCCACAUCGACCAUCUGUACAAGUCCAUGGAAGAACUGGACGAGAAGAAAGCUGACAAAGAGCUUGUGGAGAUGGAGAUUGAAAUCAAAGCAGACAAGCGUGCCCUGGAGACCAAGGUGAGCCGCAUGCAGUUUGACUCCAUGACAGAGGAGCUCAACACCAUGUUCCAGGAGCUGCUCAGCAAGAUCACCGGCCAGGAGCAGGACUGGCACAAAAUCAUCACAAAAUCUCCACGAGAUGGACUGGACCGGAUUGAGCUGGAUCCUGUGAAGAAGCAGCUGGAGGACCGCUGGAAGAGCAUCCGUAAGCAGCUGCAGGCCCAGCCUGCCCCGAAGGAGGACGACGCUGCAGGCAUCAGGAAACAACUAGUGGCAAGGUUCCACUGCAUCUCCUGCGACCGCCCAGUCGAUAUGCUUACCCCAGGACCGCACUUGGUCACCCUGCCCUCCACUCCUGGCCUACCCUCCCACAAGUCCAACCGACCGUACACCAUCUAUGAGCUUGAGCAGGUUCGCCAGCAUUGCAGAAGCGAGCGCAUCCCUGAGAUGGCGGACUACAGUUACCUGGCCAUGUCCCGGAGCUGUGGAGGCAGCCACACCGUGACCUACCCCAACCGCCGCUACACCCGCCUGCAGCAAUUCAGCCACUUCAUCCAGGCUGAGGAGGAGACACCGCCCAUCUCCAGCUCCCCACUGCGCAUUCAGCCGGAGGAGGUAGACAUCCUGGGAUUGGAUGGACAUAUCUACAAGGGCCGCCUGAAAACCAGAUCGGUCAAGACUGUGGAUGCCAGACUACCCACCAUCUUUCCUAAAGACGGCAUGUGCAAGAGCAAAGACAAGAUCAUGCGCUCCCAGUUCCAGAAGCCUGGCUGCACAGAGCCGGGCUGUGUGACCCCUGUGCGACCCCAGAGUGCAAAACCCAGCGCAGCCGCCAGCCUCAGGCAGCUCUGUGCGGGACCGCCCAUGUCUUCUUUAGGCUGCCUGUCCCAGGCUACCCUUCCCCAGAGCUCGUCCCAUGCUGACACCACCAGCGAGCUGCUGCAGCAAGAUCUGGAGCUUCACGUGGACCUGAGCCAGUCGGAGGAAGAGCCCGUCAUCAUCCUGUAG